AAGUAAUGCUUUUCAUGCAAGUUUCCUUGAUGGUUUAAGAGGUUUAGCUGCACUUUCAGUAGUUUAUUCACAUUCACAAAAUCUAUUCAAACAAACACUUCCUUAUUAUACAUAUAAUAUGAUUGGUUAUGAUGGCGUUCGAUGUUUUUUUGUACUGUCAGCUUUUUUAUUAACGUUUCGUGGAAUUUUAGAAUGGGAAGCAUACCUUGAAAAAAGAAAUAUUCCAAAAGAAGAAGAGGUGGCGAAAAAACAAUUAGGUAAUCUUGAGUAUCGAAAUGUUAGCGGACUAGAUUCAAAAACAAUAAAAAAUUUAUCAGCAAGAAAAGGAAUUUCCUCAACAUUAUAUGAUAAUUUGCCAGCAAUUAAAAUAUGGGCCAAAUUUUUUCUACGUAGAUUUAUGAGAGUAUAUCCACCUUAUGCCAUUCUUUUGAUUUUAAUUGCCUACAAUAAACUUAUUGUAAUCAUAAUAGGAUAUGUAGGACUUGGACAUCUAGGAAAAAAACUUAUGAAAAUCACUGCUUAUGAAGAAAAAGGAGAAUUGAUUGGUCGGGUUAUUGCCUUUUUUAUAAUCGUAUUUGCACGUACAAUUAUUGCAUUCACUCUUGAUAAUAGAAAUUCUUUAUGGUUAGAAGGCACAGCUCAUUAUUUUUUAGCUGGAUCAUUAGGAGCUAUAUUAUAUAGAGAAGCUAUUAGAUUAAAUUUAUUACCAAAGAUUUUGGGCUAUUCUAAUGAUCUUCAGUUGGAGACAAAUGCAGGAGGGUUAUUAUAUACAGCCUUAAUUCUACUUGGGCUAUUAUCACGCAACGAAUCAUUUGUGAAAUUAUUAUCAUGGAAUUAUUUUUGUUUUUGUGGCAAAAUUUCAUUUAGUAUCUAUCUUUUACAUCCAGUAGCCUUCAAUCUGGUAAAUAAUUAUAUUAAUGAGUAUCUUACAUUUAUUGGUGAUGUUGAAACACUCAAGGAUGUAGAUCAAUCAGAUCCAAUUGAAAAAAAUAAUGAUAUGUUUGAUUCGGUGAUGUUAACUUUUUUGGUUACAAUAAUUCUAGCAUGGUUUUAUCACAAACUCAUUGAAUUGCCAUUCAUGAAUUUGGCAAAUGCUAUUGCAAGAAAAUGGUUAAAAUAG
Molecule: messenger RNA, 1120 nt
Organism: Entrophospora candida
Lineage: Eukaryota; Fungi; Glomeromycota; Glomeromycetes; Entrophosporales; Entrophosporaceae
Source: the annotation of a GenBank genome assembly